Molecule: messenger RNA, 2130 nt
Organism: Notodromas monacha
Lineage: Eukaryota; Metazoa; Arthropoda; Ostracoda; Podocopida; Cyprididae
Source: the annotation of a GenBank genome assembly
AUGUACGGCGACAAAAAAGUCACCACUGAUGCCAAGCAAGCCUAUGAAUGGAUGAUGCAAACUUUUGCCGAUGCAGACACCAUCGUCAACCGUGCGCAAGCUGGUUUAGAUACGCUUGCAGCCCAGCCUGAAGUGAAUCCCACUCAACUGGCGGCGAUUGGUUUUUGUUAUGGCGGUAAAGUGGUUUUAGACUUAGCUCGCUCAGGCGCACCACUAAAAGCAGUGGUGACUUUCCAUGCAACAUUGGCACCGAAAGCCCCUGCGGUCGAAGGUCAAAUUCAAGGUGAAAUUUUAGUUUUACAUGGUGAGUUAGACAGCAUGGUCACCUUGGAUGAUGUUGCCAGCUUCCGUGAAGAAAUGCAUGCGGCAAAAGUGGACCAUGAAGUAAUCAUUUUUGAAGAUGCGAAGCACGGUUUUAGCAACCCAUUGGCCGAUGAGCGUGCCAAAGCCAAUGGCGUAGACUUGGGCUAUAACCCAGAAGCAGAAAGACAAGGGCUAGAUGCAAUGUAUGACUUGCUAGAACGCAAUCUCAAUGCGUUACUGACUUGGUUCGAUGUUCAUGGUCGACAUGACCUGCCAUGGCAAGUGGCCGAUGAUCCCUACAAAGUCUGGGUGUCUGAAAUUAUGCUGCAACAGACCCAAGUCAAAACCGUGCUGCAAUACUUCGAGCGUUUUAUCGAACGCUUCCCAACGGUUGCAGCUUUAGGGACAGCAUCAUGGGAUGAGGUCGCACCUUACUGGGCAGGUCUGGGCUACUAUGCCCGUGCACGUAAUCUGCAUAAAGCCGCAGGGGUUGUGGCACGUCAGGGGCACUUUCCUCAAACUUUAGAGGACUGGAUUGAACUGCCAGGUAUUGGUCCAUCAACCGCAGGGGCGCUGAUGUCUUUGGGUUUACGUCAGUACGGCGUCAUUAUGGAUGGCAACGUAAAACGCGUGCUCGCGCGUUUUUUUGCCAUUGAGGAUGAUCUAAGCAAACCUGUGCAUGAACGCAGCAUGUGGCAACUGGCCACUGAACUCUGUCCAACUGAACGUAACCACGACUAUACCCAAGCCAUCAUGGAUUUGGGGGCAACCGUCUGUACCCCUAAAAAACCGCUGUGUUUAUACUGCCCAAUGCAGCAACACUGUAAGGCCCAUGCACAAGGUCUAGAAACUGAACUGCCUUUUAAAAAGCCCAAGAAAGCUGUACCUGUGAAGUCUGCCCAAAUUUUGGUGCUGCGUCAUCACAAUCAAUGGCUGUGGCAACAGCGUCCCAAUAGUGGACUGUGGGGCGGUUUAUGGUGUUUACCUAUUUUUGAAAAUCGUGAUGAACUCACGCAACUGUGCCAAAGUCUAGGACUGAAACAAGUCUCGCAACGCGCUGAAAUUUCGCAUAGUUUCACCCAUUUCACUUGGCAACUGGAAGCGCUUUGCUUUGAAGUCGAUGCCGAUCAACUCGAACAUUUAACUUGCCGUACCACGCCGCCUGCGCCGAGUGGAAGCCAAUUACCUGCCUCACAAGUCCAACAGCUGAAAAACAUGCGUUUAGCUCAGCAGCUGCCUGUACCCGUUCAAGGCAUUAAACGUCAUGGACUCACAGAUACUUGGGGAGCGUCCCGCAGUAGCGGACGGACGCAUGAAGGCAUCGACAUUCUGGCUCCACGUGGAACAAAAGUUUUUUCUGCCACAGAAGGUCUCGUUGCAGACUUACGCAAUAACAAUUUGGGUGGUAAAGUGGUUUGGAUUAUGGGGCCAGCAGGCACUUGGCAUUACUACGCUCAUCUUGAUGACCAUAAACGCGGCUUAAGUGUCGGCGACUAUGUCAAAAAAGGCGACCUGAUCGGCUAUGUCGGCAAUACAGGCAAUGCACGGCACACAGCCCCACAUUUGCAUUAUGGACUUUAUUUACAAGAAGCGUUGAUCAACCGUCUGGUCGAAUUUGCUGAAUCAGGCAAUCAACAAAAAAUCAUCUUGGCUGGACAAAACCACCAAGGUUGGAUCAUGGAAAUUACCGAAGAUGCGCUUUUAAUCAGUACUGGAUUUGCUGAAAAAACAGGAAAAGAUGUUUGGAUUAACUUUUCCGACCUCGAACACGCCCAAUUGUUUUAUUGGGACAAUCAACACGACCAAUGGGCACCUUUUACCCUAUAA